Messenger RNA from Saccoglossus kowalevskii, 708 nucleotides. RefSeq lists its product as uncharacterized. The record is from RefSeq and is a predicted model, not a curated record. NCBI's taxonomy places the organism in Eukaryota, Metazoa, Hemichordata, Enteropneusta, Harrimaniidae.
AUGUUCUACAAAACUCAACUACCGGGUAACUGGUUUGCCGAUGGUACUUUCAAAGUUGUCCGGGAAUUAUUUUACCAGCUAUACACUAUGCAUGCUUUGAUGGAACAAUAUACAGUUCCAUGUUUAUAUGCGCUGUUACCAAACAAACAAGAAGCCACUUAUACAAGACUUUUUUGCCAGAUUUUCAAUAUAAGACAGCAACUGAAUCCCACGUCCAUCAUGAGUGUCUUUAAAUCAGCAACAAUUAAUGCUGCCGUCACUGUAUUCCCUAAUGCAACAAGGAAGGGGUGCUUUUACCAUCUGUCGCAGUGCGUUUACAGAAGAGUACAGGCUGAAGGACUACAACAACAAUACCAAGAAGACAAUGACUUUGCGUUAGAAGUAUGCAUGCUUCCAGCGCUGGCUUUCGUAACAGCAGAAGUGAUUGACGCAUUUGAGACUUUGCAACAAGAAUUAUCCUAUGAAGCCAAUAUUAUAGAAGAUUAUUUUGAAGAUACAUUUAUUGGACGCAAUUGUGGUCGACGCCACAACUGUCAUUGGCAGCAACCAAGAUUCCCUAUAUCACUGUGGAACAUGCAUGAGAGAGUUGAAGCGAACCUGCCCCGUACCAAUAAUCACAUCGAGGGUUGGCAACGGCAACGGGCUGGGGGUAAAUGGCCGGGGGACAAAUGGCCGGGGAGCAACGGGCCUACAUCCAUGCAGUGGUAA